Prorocentrum cordatum is the source of this 273-nucleotide messenger RNA. The record is from the annotation of a GenBank genome assembly. Lineage: Eukaryota; Dinophyceae; Prorocentrales; Prorocentraceae.
GUGGGCUCGCUGGCGGUUGAUGGUGUUUUGCAGGAGUGGCUUCCGCUUUGGAUCAAGGACUCGAGGAAUGAUGAGCAGCACGCCUCCGAGUGGAAUGUGGCGACAACCCUUGAGCCCAUCAGUGUCUCGCAGGUGCGCUCGGCCAUCCUCUUCUUCGGCAGGAGGAAAGGCCUGGGCUGGGACUCCUUUCAUCCGCGGCUGCUUGGGGAGCUCUCGGACGCCUUGGUUGCUCGAUUUGCGGCCAUCUUAAACCGGUUUGAGCUCACUGCCAAA